UGGUCUGAAAAGGAUUAUAAGCUUUGCUUUGCCCCAACGAUCGAUAAAGUCAACCAAUUUUGGACAAUGAUUUUUGAGGAGGAAGUUAACAGCAUUGUUAUGUUUGCUGAAGCUCAGAAGAAAGAAUCGAGGUAUUGGCCAUCUGAUUUCAAUGAACGAACGAACUACGGACAUGUAGAGUUGGAAGUAAAAUACCUGAAUACAUACGAUGCUUAUACUCAUAUGAAAAUGAACAUAUGCAACAGAGGAACGUCAAGGACUAUUAACCACUUCCAAUGUGCACCAGUCUCAACGUUCAGUCCCGAUGGAUUCGUUGAUUUUGUAAAGUGUGUAAGAUCAAACGUUAAGACUGGGCGUAUCCUUUUGCACUCAAGCGAAGGCCUGGCAUCUACCGUUCCGUUCGUGGUAUUGGAUACAUGUAUACAGCAACUUUCUAGUGGGCCCUUUGCAGAGAAAGUAGACGUCUAUAAAAUGUUGGUGAAUAUGGUGAAGACCCGCAAAGACCUUAUGCCUCCACUGGAAUUGUUUAUUUUUACCCAUGACUGCGUGCAAGGUAUCGGAAGUAGUGACUACGAACCGCUCAAAAACACGACACAAAUUGAAAGUGUUUAUCAAACGCUGCAAGUCGAUGACUGAUGUGUGAAGCUAGGCCUGCUGUUGAAUUUAUUCUUUACCUGAUCCAUCGUAUCCAAAUGUUUAUAGGACAGUAAUGCUUAUAUUUGAAUUAAUAGUGUUGUGAUAUAUUAUAUCACAUUAUAUAUCUGCUGUAAUCAUACUUAUAAUAUAAAGUAGUUAUUCGGAUACGUGAAUUUGCAAAAAAAAAAAAAACUAACGUUUUAUCGAUGCAUACGUUUCCUGGUGAAACGAUUUUGGCUUAAUGUAAUCAAGAAAUGUAAGCAUUGUUACGUAAGUUUCAUACUGAUACAUGUACAAAUUUCCGUUUUCGUUGUUUAACAAUAAUUUGUAUAAAUAUAUGUUAUGGGCAUUUCCCGGUGAUAUGAACAAAUGAUACCACUUAUCCUAUAUUAAUAUGUAUUGCAUGUGUUCUACAUAUUUUACAUUUAAUUUUAUUAAUUAACUACAUGAUAAUGGAAACACUGUUUCUGUAUCGGCUAGGACUGUAUCAGAAAUGUGCAAUCAAUACCACUAUUUGUGAACGAACAGGCAGAGCCAUUGUGAAAUACCUACGGGUCAUAAUAUCUAAUCAGUGCAUUGUUAUUGUUGAAUAUAUCUAGUGGGUACAAUUUCGCACCUGACACAUAAGCUAAUACGGGUAAUUACCAAUUUGAUUGGUACGGGUUCGAACCAAUUGAACAACCCUCGGCCAAAUAACAUAAAAACUGGGUACAAAAUCGCUCCUGACCCAUGAGCUAAUACGAGGAAUUACCAGUUUGAUUGGUACGGAUUCGAACCAAUCAAACAACCCUCGGCCAAAGAACAAAGCAAAAUAUGAAUUACUUCGAUGAUAUAAGAAUGAGGGCAGUGAAGUGUUAUGUCAUGUUUGAAAGAAAAUAGUGUAAAUUUGCCAACAAUUCAAACUUCCUAGUUAAUAAAGUUAUAUAACUCUGUCUUGCAUAUGUUUUUAGGAAAUUGUCCCUUUACUUAUUUAAUUAAAUAUCCUGGUUAAGGGUUUGCAAUCAAUCUAAUUUUACAGUGAUCCAUGCAUAAACCACUAGUCAAUCGCGCUGUCUCUGUGACACUCGUGUUAUUUUGCGUAUGAGUUCUAAUGGUGCACAAAACAUUUCGCCUUUAUCUGGUUUAUUUGUUUAACCAUCUAAAUGGGUUAUAAAAACUGUUUUAAUUAUUAUAUAUUGUAAUACGUACUACAUAAGGAUAUGAAAUAAGGCACAUACCUCUUGACAGUACUGCGUUAACACCCGCAUUCAAACUUCAUUUGUUUAUUUGUUUCUUUUUCUAAGAAAUGAUUCAUAUUGGUCAUUGUUUAAGGGAAUACACCUAGGCCAGUAGUUAUGCCAACAUGUGUGAUUUGUUCAUACAUUAACGAAGAGUAUAUUGAAAGGUUUGUAAGGACAUUAUUCGCCAAAACGGAAGCAAUUCUAUAAACGGCACACUAAUGAUGUUAUGAGCCUUUCGAUUGUGCAGGUAGAGCCAUUGGUGACAUUAUGUUCGAUAUACCUUCGACAAAAUGAUACUAUAUGAUGUAUGGUGAAAGUUACUGUGUUUUUCAAAAAUAUGAAACAUCAUUAACACCAUGCAUAUGCAGUCAAUACUAAAACAAAAUAAAAAAAUAGCUAGCUAGUGAUGUUAAAAAUACCCAUUUCUCAUAUAUAUUUUAAUUCAUGUAUUUAGGAAAGAAGGUCUAAUACUGAUUGAUAAAACAAGCCCAAAACGUAUUCAAGCUAUAUCACAUACAACAAAUAACUGAGUGAAAUGCAUACAUGUAGUUUUAAUUCCAAAAUGAAUGAACGAAUUCUUUUGUCUUGGGGCCUAUCCAUCUGGACAUUAAUAAUUCGUUGAGUUAAAAAGUGGUUACAAGAAUAACAUAGACAAAGAAAUAAUGUUUAAUGACCUUCAUUAUUACACAAUAUCAAAUAGUUAGCUUAUGAAUAUGCUGUAUACAGUUUAUACAUAAUGCUUCUAUAAAUUUUAUUAAUUACCUCAAGUUUUCUUCACAUCCGAAGGACGGCAAAACGAUUGGUGAUCAUAAAUCUAUCAUUUGAAACGAACAAAAUGUAUAUCAGUAAAUAUGUUUACAUAAGAGACAUGUCCUUCUAUUGAUAACACCAAGAACACGACAAACGGAACUGGUACUCACACACGCGCAAAUAGUUUGCUAUCGCAUGAUGCCGGUAUGAAUAUAAAGAGUAUUUCCACUUUUGCAAGUAUAUGUACCAACAUGAUGCAACAUGUAUUAUUGAAUUCGUGGCAUACAUUGAACUAAGAGUUUAUUGUACCAAGUUGAUGAAUUUUGCGGUGUUGAAUACUUUAAAUCCGCAUGCCUGAUGAGUCACUCUGAAAAGGCGCCGUUUGUUUGUCUGUUACUGUAUAUUUUACAUCAAUUCAAUUAUGUUAUCUUUCAUUCAACAAAUAAAU
Messenger RNA from Mya arenaria, 3054 nucleotides. Its product is annotated as receptor-type tyrosine-protein phosphatase C-like. NCBI's taxonomy places the organism in Eukaryota, Metazoa, Mollusca, Bivalvia, Myida, Myidae. The transcript has 6 exons. The record is from RefSeq and is a predicted model, not a curated record. Bases 67 to 636 code for a protein of 189 amino acids. Gene Ontology annotation, molecular function: protein tyrosine phosphatase activity. Gene Ontology annotation, biological process: protein dephosphorylation.